CAUCCAUCCAAUCCAACACACCUCGCCAAACCACUGCACCCGCCCCCGGUUCCCCUCCCCUCCUCCCCGUGAGAUCCGAUCCCCCAUAAAUAAACAAGCGCACCACCAGCGAAAUCAAAUCAGAGCAAACCGAAGCAGAUGCGCAUCACAUACUACUUGUUGCUGGCUAGAUCUUGAUCUUGUUUCUUGCAGAGCUAAAAAAGGAAGGGAGGAGGAGGAGGGGAAGGUCCGGCGAUGGACGGCGGGAAGAAGCAGGGCCGAGACGACCGCAAGGCGUCGUCGCAGGUCCGCAGCGACCGCAAGUCGGGCUCCGGGAUGAGCGGCGAUGCCAAGAAGGGCGGCCGCGGCGGCAAGUUCACCUGGGAGGGCGCCGACGGAUACACCGACGAGGACCUCGACCUCGUCGCCACCAAGGCCGCCGGCGCCUCCUCCUCCGGCAAGAACAAGUCCUAGGGAGAGGGCGAUGCCCUGCCCCGUCCCGCCCGCCCGUCGCCGUUCGAUCGAUAGCUUCAAUUAGCCUUCUCAUCAUCAAUCGUGUCAGUUCUUCUACAGUAAUAAUUAGCAAGAUCGAGUCGUGGCGUGUUUGGCAUGUACAGUAGAUAUGAUGAUCUAAUCUGUUUCCAGUUGUGGACCUGCUAAUUACGUAUCUGGACUGGAUCUCGCACUUCACUUUGGGUUCAA
This is a messenger RNA of Hordeum vulgare subsp. vulgare (domesticated barley), 681 nucleotides long. RefSeq lists its product as uncharacterized. The transcript has a single exon. The record is from RefSeq and is a predicted model, not a curated record. Bases 235 to 453 code for a protein of 72 amino acids. NCBI's taxonomy places the organism in Eukaryota, Viridiplantae, Streptophyta, Magnoliopsida, Poales, Poaceae.